This is a messenger RNA of Musa acuminata AAA Group (dessert banana), 1868 nucleotides long. Its product is annotated as ethylene-responsive transcription factor RAP2-9-like. The record is from RefSeq and is a predicted model, not a curated record. Gene Ontology annotation, molecular function: DNA-binding transcription factor activity; DNA binding. The transcript is spliced from 2 exons. Gene Ontology annotation, biological process: regulation of DNA-templated transcription. NCBI's taxonomy places the organism in Eukaryota, Viridiplantae, Streptophyta, Magnoliopsida, Zingiberales, Musaceae. The coding region runs from base 565 to 1113 and encodes 182 amino acids.
GGAGGAAGGACAUGCGUGGGAGACCGGUCGGCGGCGAUCGCCUUGUUGAGCUCCGUCACGGAGUCGCGGCAGCAAUGGUGAUGCCGACCUCCAUGGCGUCGAGCUCCAUGCUGUGUUUGAUCGAAGCAAACACUUGGUGCUCCUGUUCUUACUCUCAGAAGCCAUUGCUCUCGCUUUCUAUCUCUCUACAUCUAUCUACCCAUCAUCUCUCUCCCUGCGUGUGGAUCGAACUCUAACGCCGAAUCCCUUGCUGUCAUCUGAUAGCUCGCUGUCACAUGUUGAGAAGCUAAAACCUCGUAGAUUCACGUCACUAAUUGUUUCCUGCCAAUGCAACAGCCUAAGACUGCAAAGUAUGUGAGCGGACGCACGCGACCCGCCUCCAUUCGUCCAGCUGUGUGUUGGACUAGCUGGAGACUUAAAAGCUGUGCUGAGGACUUUGUGUGUGUCCAAAAGAAGGGCGCCUUUAUAUGUGAAUGAUGUGUCCGUGAUACCCCUAUAAUUGCAAGUAUGAACCAAAUCUAACAGUGGGUGUCGAGAUAGAGGGAGAUCGAGUGUGUGGGGAAGAUGGAGGGCGAGUGCUGCUCCAGCAGCAAGGAGAGGAGGAAAGCUGUAACUCCUCCAACGACGGUGGAGGCGGAGAGGAGCGGCGGCGGCGGCGGCAGGCAACGGCAGUACAGAGGGGUGAGGAUGAGGAAGUGGGGGAAGUGGGUGGCGGAGAUACGGGAGCCGAACAAGAGGUCGCGGAUCUGGCUGGGCUCCUACUCCACCGCGGUGGCCGCCGCCAGGGCCUACGACACCGCCGUCUACCUCCUCAGAGGCCGCUCCGCCCGGCUGAACUUCCCCGACGAGGUACUUACCGACGCCACCGAAGGCGGCGUUGGCGGCGGCAGCCCCCAGCUCGACCUGUCGGCUUCCUCCAUCCGGAAGAAAGCCAUCGAGGUGGGCGCGCGGGUCGACGCGGCCAUGCGGUCGAUGCCAGCAUCACCACCCCCGCCGCUGCCGCCGCCGCCGCCGCCGCCGCAGUCGCAGUCAACGCCGCGCCAGCCGUCGCGGCCUGCCAAGAACCCCGAUCUCAACCAGGCGCCGAGCCCCGAGAGCUCGGACGUGGAUUAGACGACUGUUGCUGCUUGCUUCAUCUUCUUCCAUGAUGUCUUCUCUCUUCUCUUUCUAGCUUUUACUCGGUCACAGUGACUUGUAGUAUAUUAUUUCGGCUCUUGUUCUUGCUUUAUUAUCUGCUUGGGGUCAAGGCUAAGAAGAGAAGAAGGUAAAGGUGAUCGACCAAGCUCUCCAGAGAAGCGGCAGAGCAGGACACUGAUGACAGUGCUCAGAGAAGUAUUCGAAAUGGAAACACAACGAGACGCGUGAUGUGACCGAUAAGAUUGAGCUCAAAAGGAGUGAGAUCAGAUGCUAUUUUGGCUCUUUUAAAUGGUAAUAUUGAGACUGCCCUCAAGUGUUUGGGUAGCAGCAGUAAUAGCACGAGUUGCAGGAUGAAGGUUUUGUGUGUUGUUUGGAGGAUAAAGCCAUGAAAGUGUAGCAGUAGCAAUGAGGCAGAGAAGGUUAUCUUAUGUAAUAGAAACCCAAGUACUUUGUGGCUGCUAUCCUCUCUCUGUCUUCCUCUCAAUCCCAGCAGCAUUCUUGUGUGUGUUUGGUUUGCUUGCAAGUCUCAACUUGGAGAUGCAGUGAACAUGAAAGUGAAUACAUGACAAUGCUAGAUGUGGAUAGCUUGUACACUGUACUUUGCUUGAUCCCUGCUAACAAUGUAUUGUCUGGAUUAGUGUUUCCUCCCCUAAAAUUCUGAUCUUUGUAAGCAUUUGUGGAUGGGGUUGGGUUUCAAUGAUGAAACAUGGUUGGUCGGACCCUUUUGGAUA